AUGGAUGAUUUUGUUUCCCUGGUAAACACAACUUAUUCAAACCUGUCAAAGCUUUCUUCAAAACUAGUGAAGGCGAAGGACAUCUUCCCUGGAAAUGACUUGGUGAAAAAAGUUGAUGAAGUUUUAGGAAAGGUGGCAGCUAGGGAACCAUCAAUUCUAAGCCAAGAUGAAGAAUUCUUUGGCAGUGAGGAUUUCCUAAAUGCACUUGCACAAGCUGAGAAGAAUCUGAGGCAAGGGUCUGAAAAGCAAACAACUGAGAAGCAAAUGACUGGGAAGAAAUUAACCAAAAAGGGAAAGGAAAAAGAACAAGAAUAUGACAUCAGAAAAGCUUUCAGCUUGGGGUUGACUCCACCUUCUCCAGCCAUUGAAACAGGGCCCACCUCUUCAACACUUGGUAAUAUAAUUGAACAACCAAUAAUUUCAACAAAUGCUGGAGAAAAGGAUGUGGGUAAAACUUCAGCAACUUCAGAACAAAGAAUUGAAGAAUUUUCUAGAACUGGUAUAAUGUUCAAUUAA
Molecule: messenger RNA, 516 nt
Organism: Chenopodium quinoa (quinoa)
Lineage: Eukaryota; Viridiplantae; Streptophyta; Magnoliopsida; Caryophyllales; Amaranthaceae
Exons: 3
Coding region: 1-516 (171 amino acids)
Source: RefSeq, a predicted model, not a curated record